GGGCUGGAGAGGGCUCGAUCAUUCGCUCUUUUGUUCGGUGGACAAUAAGAGCCUGAGGUCCAGGGCUUAAAAAGGAUAGGCCCACCAUUUACCAGCCAGCGACUCUGGAGAGAGACUGGCCAAGCUGAAGUCUGAACAGCUGCCGGAUGUUUAGGGUGACCGUGUGUUGCAAGACGUCUCCACUAUGUUGUACACUCUAGCAGGGGGAGGCACCCUGUGCGGUGUGGCUGCCUUGGUGCUUCUCAUCGUUUCUACGGCAACAGAUUUCUGGAUGCAGUACCGAUACUCGGGCAGUUCAGCCAACCAGGGGCUUUGGAGGUUCUGCAUCAACCACAAAUGCCAUGCCCACACCAUCACCGUAGCCUUCUGGGAUGCUACCAGGGCCUUCAUGCUUCUGGCAGUACUGAGCUGUUUUGCUGGCAUUGUGCUCGGCCUUAGUGCCUUCACCAAUGGCACCAAGAACAGGAGGGUUCGGACUGGAGGCAUCGCUUUGGUCCUAUCAGGUUUUCUUGCUCUUCUGGCUUUAGCUGUUUACACAGGAGUGACAGUCACUUUCUUUGGCAAACGCUUCGAAGGCUGGCGCUUUUCCUGGUCCUACAUUAUAGGCUGGGUGGCUGUGAUUCUGGCUUUUGCAGCAGGUGUGUUCCAGCUCUGUUCCUACCAGCAGACCUCAGCAGAGCCUGCUCCUUCAAACAACCCGGACAGCUGAACGGAAUUAACACACAGAUGGUCCUCCAAACUGUUGGACUGUAAAUCAUUUCUGCUUUCAUUAUGUAAAGAGUGGAAUAAAGAAAUAAAAAAACAAAAAACA
Messenger RNA from Girardinichthys multiradiatus, 811 nucleotides. It is a transcript of the gene lim2.2, whose product is annotated as lens intrinsic membrane protein 2.2. Gene Ontology annotation, molecular function: structural constituent of eye lens. The transcript is spliced from 5 exons. NCBI's taxonomy places the organism in Eukaryota, Metazoa, Chordata, Actinopteri, Cyprinodontiformes, Goodeidae. The record is from RefSeq and is a predicted model, not a curated record. The coding region runs from base 185 to 709 and encodes 174 amino acids. Gene Ontology annotation, cellular component: plasma membrane.